ACCGUUAUAGGAAGGAUGGAGGACGAAAGUUCGAAGCUCUCGGUGAAAACAGAACCACUGGACCAAACCCGGGGUCAAACUCCGGUUGAGGAGGCCGGAGAGAGCCAAAAGGAUGGCCCAAUGCUCUCAGAUCAGGCGGAUCAGGUCUCGGGUCACCCGAGCCUGGGAGCAUGCUCUCUGGGGAACUCGGUGGAAGAUUGGGAGGAAGAAUUCACAGAGGACAAGACUCAACCCGUGGACCGCAGGCUUUUGACACCGACUUUCAUGCGGUGGGAUGAGAACCGGGAGGGGAGCAGCAUUGAAUCUGCCUCGAGCAAGGUCGCGCCCUAUAAUAGGGGGAGCCCGAGCAGCUCAAACCCCAGCGAAUAUUUGCAGUCCUCAAGUGGCGGCCAAACCUACAGAGACAGCCCUGGAUCCUACAACAAAUCCCAAACUACUAAUGAAUCUGCCUAUAGCCAAAAGAUCGACAAUCCUGCGCACGUCGCCUACUGGGCUGAGCAAAAGCACCAACUGCCCCUGCCUCUGCUCAACCUCUUGGAGGAGGAGACGCUGGAAAUCCUUACCAAGACUCUGCAGAGUUACCGCAAGGGCAUAGGGAAAGACCACAAGCUGACCCAGCAGCUCCAGAUGCAAGUGGAGAAACUGAGCAAAAACCUGAAGAAACGCAGAUUGCCCACACACUGAGCGCCUCGCGACCCCCUGGGAACCCCACCCUGCCUCUCGAGAGAAAUAAAGGCGCUCUGCCCUCUUGCUCAGCC
Molecule: messenger RNA, 758 nt
Organism: Gracilinanus agilis (Agile Gracile Mouse Opossum)
Lineage: Eukaryota; Metazoa; Chordata; Mammalia; Didelphimorphia; Didelphidae
Gene: CATSPERZ
Product: catsper channel auxiliary subunit zeta
Exons: 5
Coding region: 16-684 (222 amino acids)
Biological process (GO): flagellated sperm motility; sperm capacitation
Cellular component (GO): sperm principal piece; CatSper complex
Source: RefSeq, a predicted model, not a curated record